This is a messenger RNA of Eucalyptus grandis, 1809 nucleotides long. RefSeq lists its product as uncharacterized. The record is from RefSeq and is a predicted model, not a curated record. Gene Ontology annotation, molecular function: ATP-dependent peptidase activity; ATP binding; metalloendopeptidase activity. Gene Ontology annotation, biological process: proteolysis. NCBI's taxonomy places the organism in Eukaryota, Viridiplantae, Streptophyta, Magnoliopsida, Myrtales, Myrtaceae.
AAAUUUGUUUAGACGAAGUCCGUGGUCGAGUCGUAAGAUGGCGCUCUACGCCUCCUCCUCCUCUCUUCUUCGCCUCAAAACAAUCCCGCCGUCGCAUUCUCUCUCGCCCCGACCCUUUCCCCGCCCGCUCUUGCGAUCGGACCGUGCGAAAGCAGCGCCUCCUGCCUCGAGAGCUCUCCGAGAAUGGCGGGAUUACGAAGACGCGGUGAAGCGCAAGGACCUUGCUUCCGCCCUCCGGUUCUUGAGGUCCCAAUCUGUUGCGGGCGACGUUGUUGGGGAUGACUAUGAGGGAGACGAGGUGGGGAUGUACCUGUCUGGGAAACCGGAGGAGAGGGAUUGGGAGGUCCUGGAUACGUGCUUGAACGCCGACGAUAUGAAGCUCGUCACCAGUGCUUACGCCCUUCUCAAGGACCGGGGUUUCUUGCCCAAUUUCGGCAAGUUCCGGACCAUCGUUCUGGAGGGACCGAGGGACGUUACGCCCGCAGUACUCAAGUCUUCCACUGGGUUGGAAGUCACUAGAUUUUCCCCCAAGAAGUGGGGUCUUGAUGGAACCUCGAGUACCCUCUUGGUCGCUUUUCUCGGCGGAGUUUCCUUUCUUCUCUCGCAAGGGAUUGAUAUUAGACCUAAGCUGGCGGUGAUACUAGGACUAGCUUUUGCGGACUCAGUGUUCCUUGGUGGUUCUUGUUUAGCUCAAAUUUCAAGCUAUUGGCCUCCAUAUCGCCGACGAAUCCUUGUCCAUGAAGCUGGCCAUCUCCUUACAGCAUACUUGAUGGGUUGCCCAAUACGUGGCGUAAUUUUGGAUCCAAUCAUUGCAAUGCAAAUGGGCAUUCAGGGACAGGCAGGGACGCAGUUUUGGGAUGAGAAGAUGGACAAAGAACUCGCUGAGGGGCGGCUAAGCAGCACUGCCUUUGAUAGGUAUUCCAUGGUGCUUUUUGCUGGCAUCGCUGCUGAAGCUCUUAUCUAUGGUGAUGCUGAGGGUGGAGAAAAUGAUGAGAAUAUGUUUAGGAGCCUAUGUGUCCUAUUGGAACCCCUGUCAGUUGCACAGAUGUCAAAUCAGGCCAGGUGGGCAGUUCUGCAGUCUUAUAAUCUGCUCAAAUGGCAUAAACAAGCCCAUCGAGCUGCUGUGAAUGCUCUGGAGAGUGGCUUCAGUCUUAGCAUGGCAAUCAGGGAAAUUGAGGAAGCAAUGUCUUCUCGGAAAUGAAAAUUAGGCAGUGGAUUGACUUGCAGUACUGUCUCGUCAACUCAUGUGGGCAACCUAAGACAUUGACGAUUGCGUUCCUUGGUGGGCCUAUUGAUGCUCAGAGUCUCAGUGAUAAGCCUGAGAGUCUUGACUGCCAACAUAUAAUGGGCAUGCCGUAGACCUUCAUAAGUGAAAAUGCAUAUCGUAGGCUUGAGGAUGAAGGCCACUCUGACAGGGACUUGUAGAGAUGUGGUUUGGGUCACUCAAAGCCUUAAGGAGCAACUCUGCUCUGUGAAACUGACCACGAGUUCUUUGGGUUGCUUAACUGACGACAUGGAUUUUGCACACUCAAGAUGAAGCUGCAUAAGCCCCUAAAUUUGUUCGUUGGACUGGCAAGUGUCUAGAGUUGGUUACUUGUUAGCUAGAAACCACAUUGGAUUGUACAAAAAAUUUGGUUGGAAAAGAGGCUGGAGCACUAUGUACAUGACCUCCUUUCAGCAGUACUUUCAUUUCGUAUAACCUUGACUGUUGUCUUGUUUGUCUAAUGAGUCCAAAUCUUCUGGUAGUUUGCUGUCAUGGAACAUUGUUAAGAUAAAUUGGGAGUGAAAGUUUAGAUGGUUAUUCUCUUA